GGGGUCAUAGGCAUAAUGCAUCUGAAUAUGGAAGGCAGACACGUCAGAAGCAGUUUCGGUUGGCGGAGUAAUGUGAAGUAUGGCGGCUAAUUCUGAAUAUAUAUCAGUAGCAGGAGCAUGUGUAACACGAUCAUCUUCUUAAACCAUUCCCAAUGACGACCGAAGUCACUCUUCCUAGCGCAGUCGAGUACGACGCUCCAAGACCUCUUUGGUCUGCGGAUGAAGUAGAGGUAAGUCGGCGUCCCCCAUACUCCUCUACCCGCACCAAACUUACCCCGUCAAGUCUCAUUUUCUUCUCUUCGACUUGCCGUCGCUGAGCCCGGAAACCUACUACGGAUCAGGGGCAUCGGAAGAGAAUGACGUGCAAAUCUCUUCUUCUGUGCCUCCAUAUCCUUUCCUUGGCCACUCCUGUACUAUGCAAACAUCGGAUACAGAGAUAAUUGGCAUCAAUGGCGUAGGCGAAACCGACAUUGACUCUGGAGUCCCUGUGAAUACGCUUAGCGAAGCUCCGGAACCCGCUGAACAAAUAUACCGGGCUGAGGGCAAUGAUGUUGGCUCCACCGUGGCUGACACCAUCGAUCUGUCACGUGCGGCUGCCGCUGCCAUCAACACCUCGGACUUCUCGGCAAAAAACACUCAACUUGGUUCUGAAUCUAGCGUGGUUGAGCCAGAAGGAAGCCCAGAUCAACAUCGAGAACUGCCCAAUACUGUAAGUCCGCAGGCUCAGAGACUCUUGACGAAGUACCGGUCGUGGCGCAGGAUAGCGGUACUAGGAACAACGAGGAUAUGCCUCAGGAUACUUCAGAGGACACUAUUAAUGACUCUUCCGAUAUCCUUCCAACAGAGCUAUCAUGUGUAGC
Messenger RNA from Trematosphaeria pertusa, 860 nucleotides. RefSeq lists its product as uncharacterized. NCBI's taxonomy places the organism in Eukaryota, Fungi, Ascomycota, Dothideomycetes, Pleosporales, Trematosphaeriaceae. The record is from RefSeq and is a predicted model, not a curated record. Bases 416 to 859 code for a protein of 147 amino acids. The transcript has a single exon.